CAAUAAUAAUAUCCUCAUAACUACUCAAAAGAAAAGAAAAAAAUAAAAUAAAACAGAGUGAACUAAACAUUUUUUAGUCCUCUUCUUCAAAAUAUGGCAAUGGAAGUAGAAGAUGAUAUAUUUUUUGCAGAUUUAAGCAAACAAAUAUCUCUUUUAAUAAUGGACGAUGAUGAACAUGAACAUCAAAGCUCUUCAGUUUAUCGUCAUUCUCGUGACUCUCUUCAGGCCUUUUCACAAGUAAUUCAUCCAGCUACAAGAGCAGGAUAUGUACAUGAGCAGAAUUAUAAUAAUAGAAGAGAAAUUAGCAAAGGAACUGGAGUUUUUAUCCCACUUUCUUCACAUCCAAGAAGAAAAAACAGGCAACCAAGACAUAAUAAUUUCUCAUCAAACACCAAAUUCCAAGGACAAACACAAAGCCAACUAAUUAAUCAACUCCCACCUCAUUAUAAUUCACUAAAUCCUACUAGAUUUUCUUCUUAAAUAAUAUGUUUAAGAUUAAUCAACAUUUUAUUAUAACUUAAAAAUAAUUAAUAAGUUAAUUACCUAGCUACAAUAAUUUAUUUUUUUGGGUGUAUUGUGUUGUACAAAUCAAAGGGGAUCCUUCUUUUUGCACUUUGCAGUAUAUUUUUAGAGAGGUACAACCUAAGGUAUAUAAGUGCUUCUCUUUAAUUAUAGUGGGAUUUAAUUUUAUUAUUGUUUUUUUUAAGGUUGAUAAUAUUGUGUAAUCAUCUCAUGUUUAAUUAGAUGUAAUUGAUUCUGUUGUAUUUUUUUGUUCCCCUUUAAUAACAAUGUAUGAAUCAUAAUGUAUGUAUAGUAAUAAGAUCUUUUGUUAAAGCU
Messenger RNA from Solanum pennellii, 837 nucleotides. RefSeq lists its product as uncharacterized. The transcript is spliced from 2 exons. The record is from RefSeq and is a predicted model, not a curated record. The coding region runs from base 94 to 480 and encodes 128 amino acids. Lineage: Eukaryota; Viridiplantae; Streptophyta; Magnoliopsida; Solanales; Solanaceae.